GAUGAAGCAGUGAAUGAUGGGGUGGGUUAGUGGGAAGGAAUCAGUUUCACUCUCAGUGGGAGUCACAAGCUAAAAGGAAGUAGUGGACAUUGCAGGCAUAAGAACACAUUCUAGCAGAUUCUAAGGUUGUUUCCUUCUGAAAGACCCACCUCAAUUUUCUCCACAUCUUCUCACUGUCAAAAUCUCCAUAGCAUCUGAAAUUAGAAGAAAGAACAUACAAUGAUCACCAAGAUCUCUUUUGUUGCAAUUCUCUCACUCCUCCAUAUCCUCCCAACUUCUCUCAUUUUGUACGCAAAAGCAACUUCCACCAGUAGAGACACACUAGAGCUCUCCAUCGGCAGCGGCAGCAGCGGCUCAAACAAAGAUUGCGGUGAUAAACUUCUCGAGAACCCUGACAAAUCUCAAUGUCCACAGGCAAAAAUUCCAUUGUUAGGACCGGUUAUACAAGCACCCCUGUUAGGACCAAUAAUACAAGCACCCAUUGUACAAGAGAUCCUGAACUUUGUUGACCAGAGGCUUGCACUGGUAUACCCAGUGAUCCAGCUGUUCAAGUCCACAAUCACCUCAGAUCCUCUUGGCAUCACCAAAUCCUGGGUUGGCGCUGACAUUUGCAAGUACAAAGGCUUUUACUGUGAUAACCCACCUGACAAUAAAUCAGCCAUUGCUUUAGCUUCUAUAGACUUCAAUGGCUUCGGAUUAAGUGCUCCGAGUCUAGAUGGCUUCCUCGAUCAGCUCCCGGACAUCGCGCUCUUCCACGCCAAUUCCAACAACUUCGCGGGGGCCGUUUCCCCGGACAUCGCCAAGCUUCAGUACCUCUACGAGCUCGACCUUAGUAACAACAAGUUGUCGGGCCCGUUUCCUAUGGCGGUUCUCCGCAUGACCGAGCUCAUAUUCCUAGAUAUAAGGUUUAAUUCCUUCUCCGGGGCCGUACCUGCCCAGAUAUUUACUCAGGAUCUCUACGCACUAUUCCUCAACAACAACGGCUUCAAUCAGGCGCUGCCAUACGAGCUAGGGAACACACACGUGUUCUACCUCACCUUAGCCAACAACAAAUUCACCGGUCCGAUCCCGAGAAGCAUCGCGAGAGCCCUGUCCACUUUGACUGAGGUCCUGUUCUUGAACAACCGGUUUAGCGGCUGUUUGCCUUAUGAGAUUGGUCUGCUGGACGAGACUGUGGUCUUAGAUGCGGGUAACAAUCUGUUGACAGGCCCGCUUCCGCUCUCAUUGUUCUGCUUGGAGAAGGUGGAGCAACUGAACCUCGCAGGGAAUUUGCUCUACGGGAUGGUGCCGGAGCCAAUCUGCUGGCUAGGAUUGAAUCGGAACUUGGUGAACUUAUCUUUGUCGGACAACUAUUUUCAGUACGUCGGGCCUUGGUGCAGAGCGUUGAUCGAGAAGGGCAUACUCAAUGUGAGAAAUAAUUGCAUUCCUGAUCUUCCAUUCCAAAGGCCAGUAGCCGAGUGUGCACAUUUCUUCGCACGCCCAAGGCCAUGUCCACGGAUGUGGUCGUACUCCUACGUACCAUGUAAGCAUGCUCAGCUGGAUUCAUUGGUUCCUGGCAUUGCUCCUUCACCUUGAGAAUCUUGCUGGUUCUUCUCUUUUCUCUUCAAGUCCAAAUAUUUGUAAUUUAAAAACUGAAACAAAGUACUGUAAGUGUGAUUCAACUAAGAAUAAAUCUUUUUUUUUU
Messenger RNA from Syzygium oleosum, 1684 nucleotides. RefSeq lists its product as uncharacterized. Bases 220 to 1575 code for a protein of 451 amino acids. The transcript has a single exon. The record is from RefSeq and is a predicted model, not a curated record. Gene Ontology annotation, molecular function: protein binding. Lineage: Eukaryota; Viridiplantae; Streptophyta; Magnoliopsida; Myrtales; Myrtaceae.